GAAGCAAAUUCAGCGAGGGACAAUUUUCAUUUACAACAAAAGCUUCCUCAGUUUUUCCGAGAAAAUAUUUUGGUUCUUGAAUCACCUGCAGCUGAAAAAUGUCUCGUUCAAUUGAAAGUAUGCUGGGCCUUCUGAAAAUCCGUGUGAAGAGAGGCAUUGAUCUUGUUGUGAGCGACACAUUUAGCAGCGAUCCUUAUGUUGUUGUUACCCAGGGAAAACAGAAAUUGAAGACCAAAGUGGUGAGCAAUAACUGCAAUCCUGUAUGGAACGAGGACUUGACUCUUCCCAUUAGAGAUCCUAGUAUUCCAGUUCAGUUGACUGUAUAUGACAAAGACACGUUCAGUGUGGACGACGAAAUGGGAUAUGCAAAUAUAGAUAUUAAGCCAUACAUGGAUUGCAUAAAAAUGGGGCUGGAAAAUCUUCCCAAUGGCUGUACAAUUAAGAAGCUUCAGCCUACCAAGGAGAACUGCCUCCUCGAGGAGAGCGGCAUCAUAUGGAACAACGGCAAAAUAACUCAAGACAUGGCCCUCAAAUUGCAAAAUGUAGCCAGUGGCGUCGUCGAAAUCCGCCUUGAGUGGCUCGAUGUAUGAGGGUUUGAGUGAGAUGCAUGCAUGCCUCAAAAUUAACUUUGUCAAAAUGAAUGUUUCAUUUUUGAAAUAGUUCGUAGUAUUUGCUUAUAUAUUAUCCUAAAUGAAUCGAAGUCAGUUUUGUUGUAAUGAGAACUACCAAGAGAGUAUCUUUGUUUUGUUUAAGUUAUGAAUAGAAGAAAAAUGGAUCUAAGUUAAUAUUGGUGAUUGAA
This is a messenger RNA of Mangifera indica (mango), 799 nucleotides long. RefSeq names its product protein C2-DOMAIN ABA-RELATED 7-like. The transcript has 4 exons. The record is from RefSeq and is a predicted model, not a curated record. The coding region runs from base 99 to 590 and encodes 163 amino acids. NCBI's taxonomy places the organism in Eukaryota, Viridiplantae, Streptophyta, Magnoliopsida, Sapindales, Anacardiaceae.